AUGUACAACCCAAGUAAGCAUACUAUCAAAAGAAGACAGAGAACAGCUGUACCUCAGUUCUUACUGGAUUACUUUUCUGAAGACGCUCCAAUAAGUGGUUUGAAUUAUAUUCCCACUAAAAAACCAUCUGUUUCUGAGGUGGAAUUUAAUAGUCUUCGCCUACAAUAUACAUAUGCGCGCAAGAAGAGAGCAAGAACCAUGGCUGUAGCCCCCAUAGAAAUGCCUUCCAAGAACAUUGCUGCUUCUCAGAUUGACUUAGACGUCAAAAUUGAUUUCGAUACGUAUGAAGCCAGUCAGACCCAGAAAAGAAGUCUCUACAACAAGUGGGUAGAUUUGCUUUCCCAGUUAGCUGAUUCCUUCCUGCGUUACCUUGGAAGAUGCAAGGAUGGCUGUCUGGAUAAGAAGGUUAUUGCUCUUUUGUCUCAUUUCCUUUCCUCAGGAACAUUUGAGGUUGUUUUUUGCAGAUGCAAGUCCAUUCCCAAGCAGUUGGUUGAGAUGGGUAUGCUCCCUGCUUCCCUCAACAAUGUCCAAUAUGCAAUUCAUUUCGGACUUCUUGAGUUUAUGAGAGACAUGCGAGAUGUUCUUGCCAUCUCUGGCCAGGGCUUGGCCAAUCUGUACAAUAAGAUCAAUCUGGGUGCUGAGAGACAGAUCUCAAAUGCAUAUUACCAAAAUCUUCUGCAUGUCUUCAUCAGGCUUAUGAUGAUUGUUGAGGCCAAGGUAGAGAAGCUUUCGUCUGGAUUCCGGGAAUCCAACUGUUGCCCUGCUUGUCCGGAUGUUGACAGCAAUGUGGCCGUUGACGACUGUCAAUAUGUUGCCAUGGAUGGCAAUUUUAGCCUGAAGUGUGAGAGGAAGAAAGAUGAGGCUCAACUCAAGCAGGUGUGGAUUGGUGAUGACGUGAUGAAGAUGUAUGAGAAGGAGAGAGCUGAAGAAGGCAUAAGUCAGUUUGACAGCAACUUCCAUGCUAGCUCUGGUGGUUUGGCAAAGUCCAUAAAAUACUCUAUUAAAGGUCUUUUUGCAGCAAGCUGUGCACGCCAUGAGUCAGUCAUUAAGUUGGUAGACAUGGAAACUGGUGAAGGGUUUAAGUAUCCUCUCUCCAUAAUUAAUCAACUAUUUGGUGAUUCAGGUAGUGAUGACCAGUCUGCUGAUAACUCUCCCAACAUCAAUGUGAUAUAUGAUGUUGUCUGUAAGCUGGCAAAGUCACUGAAGGCUAACUUUCCUGGACUGAUGGAGAAAUCAAAACUAGCAGUUCCGACUUUCCAUGUGUAUGCUCAUGUUCAACAUUGCCAGGUUAAGCUCAACCCUAAAUGUAGAGAUGGGUUUGGCUUGACAGAUGGUGAAUGUUUGGAACGCCUCUGGUCAUAUCUUAACCGCUUUGUGACAAUGACCAGAAAGAUGGGACAAGCAAAUCGGAAGUUGGUCUUGUACAGAGCCAUCAAGUUCUGCAAUGAGACGAAGAAGGUUGAGUUGGGCUUGAUGUUGGAGAGUAAGUAUGUCAAAGCAAAGCGCAUCAUAGAAAAAUCCAAGAAGGCGUUGGAGGGAUUUGACUGUGUUGUGAUUGAGCAAGAAUGGAAGCAACAUGUUAACAAGGUAGAGAAGUCAGAGAACUACGUUGACAUUGCUGAUUUGAUGGAGUCCAGCCAUAAGGUUCAAGGCAAUAUUGCUUUGCUCGCUAAUGAUGCCAAUGGAAAUCAUGUGAAAGAUGAGAUCAAUAGGCUGAAGUAUGAAAUGGAGAAGUUGAAGAUGAAGAUCCAGAAGGAAGUUGAGGGCUUCCAAGAAUCUGAUGAAGAAAAUACAAACCUCAUAAUAUAUAUAGAAGAAAAUGUCCAGCUAGGGUACAACGAGUUCCUAGCUUACAAAAAAAAUAUUCAAAGAUGCACAAAAAAAUCAAAACAACACCAAACCAGCCUGAAUAAACAGGCCAAACAAAUUAUCUACCUCCUACAAGCAUUUAACCUUGAAUUCAAUGAGUCUUUGACCUUUGAUUCAAUAAUCAAUAAAAAAAAUAUUUUCUGGGAUGCGGAAAUCCGUCCCGAAGUCCAUCUCUUUUUGGCAAAGAAAAGAGCAGAAGAAGAAGUUGCACUUCUGAAGUGUGAUGCCUUCUGGCUCCAACACUGUGCCACAAAAGAAAGGACUUUAAGAGAGCAAGGGCUAAAAGCCCUUGACAAUGCUGUAGGUACUCUGGACAAAGAGUCUUUGCUCAGACCAGUUUCCUUCUGGAAUUCUCGUCCUCUCCCUCCUCCAUUUCUUUUGCUUCCUCCUCCUCCGUUCCUUUUGCCUCCUUCUCCUCCGUUCCUUUUGCCUCCUUCUCCUCCGUUCCUUUUGCCUCCUUCUCCUCCGUUCCUUUUGCCUCCUUCUCCUCCACAUAAACCCCCCGAUGAUGGAGAAGCUAGUAUCGCUUUUGUUGUGGAAGGUGAUGAUGAUGACGACAAUGACGAUGACAACAAUGAUGAUGAUGAUGACGAUGCCAAUGACGAUGCCAAUGAAGACGAAUAA
Messenger RNA from Phycomyces blakesleeanus NRRL 1555(-), 2493 nucleotides. RefSeq lists its product as hypothetical. The coding region runs from base 1 to 2493 and encodes 830 amino acids. NCBI's taxonomy places the organism in Eukaryota, Fungi, Mucoromycota, Mucoromycetes, Mucorales, Phycomycetaceae. The record is from RefSeq and is a predicted model, not a curated record. The transcript has 13 exons.